Messenger RNA from Salarias fasciatus (jewelled blenny), 8708 nucleotides. Its product is annotated as echinoderm microtubule-associated protein-like 6. NCBI's taxonomy places the organism in Eukaryota, Metazoa, Chordata, Actinopteri, Blenniiformes, Blenniidae. Bases 1 to 5931 code for a protein of 1976 amino acids. The transcript is spliced from 44 exons. The record is from RefSeq and is a predicted model, not a curated record. Gene Ontology annotation, molecular function: microtubule binding.
AUGUCGGAGCGGAGCGCCCCGGGCUGCCGGCUCAGGCUGGACUGGGUCUACGGGUACCGGGGCCACCAGUGCCGGAACAACCUGUACUACACCGCCGGCAAGGAGCUGGUGUACUUCGUGGCCGGAGUCGGGGUCGUUUACAACACCCGGGAGCACAGCCAGAGGUUCUACCUGGGCCACGACGACGACAUCAUCAGCUUGGCGCUGCACCCGGAGCGCUCCCUGGUGGCCACCGGUCAGGUGGGGAAGGAUCCGUACGUGUGUGUGUGGGACACCUUCACCGUCCAGACUGUGUCUCUGCUGCGUGACGGACACACACACGGCAUCGCCUGUCUGGCUUUCAGUGCAGACGGACAGCGUUUGGCCUCGGUCGGCCUUGAUGCCAAGAACACAGUGUGUAUCUGGGAAUGGAAGCGAGGGAAGAUCUUGGCUACAGCCACCGGACACUCAGACCGGAUCUUCGACGUGUGCUGGGAUCCGUUCCAGCAGAACCGCCUGGUGAGCUGCGGAGUCAAACACAUCAAGUUCUGGUCCCUGUGUGGAAACGCUCUGACUCCGAAGCGAGGGAUCUUCGGGAAGACGGGCGACCUGCAGACCAUCCUCUGCGUCGCCGCCGCCAAAGACGACGUCACGUACUCGGGCGCCCUCAACGGGGACAUUUACGUCUGGAAGGGACUAAACCUGAUCCGGACCGUUCAGUCUGCCCACGGGGCUGGUAUCUUCAGCAUGUACUCCUGUGAUGAAGGUUUCGCUACAGGAGGCAGAGACGGCUGCAUCCGGCUCUGGGACGUCGACUUCAAACCCAUCACCAAGAUCGACCUGCGGGAGGGCGAGCAGGGGUACAAAGGUCUGUCCAUUCGCAGCGUCUGCUGGCGAGCUGACCGGAUCUUGGCAGGGACGCAGGACAGUGAGAUCUUUGAGGUGAUGGUGCGGGACCGGGACAAGCCGCUGCUCAUCAUGCAGGGACACAGCGAGGGCGAGCUCUGGGCGCUGGACGUCCAUCCCAAGAAGCCGCUGGCCGUCACCGGCAGCGACGACCGCUCAGUCAGGUUGUGGAGCCUGGUGGACCACGCCCUCAUCGCUCGCUGUAACAUGGAGGAGGCGGUACGCAGUGUGGCGUUCAGUGUGGACGGCUCCCAGCUGGCUCUGGGUAUGAAGGACGGCUCCUUCACCGUGCUGAGAGUCAGAGACAUGACCGAGGUGGUUCACAUAAAGGACCGUAAAGAGGUGAUCCAUGAGAUGAAGUUCUCUCCAGACGGAGCGUACCUGGCGGUGGGAUCCAACGACGGGCUGGUGGACGUCUACGCUGUCGCCCAGAGAUACAAGAAGGUUGGAGAGUGCAGUAAAUCCUCCAGCUUCAUCACACACCUGGACUGGUCUGUGGACAGUAAGGUCCUGCAGAGCAACGACGGAGCCGGAGAGCGACUCUUCUACCGGAUGCCCUUGGGGAAGCCCAUGCUCACUAAGGACGAGGUCAAAGGUCAGCGCUGGGCCACCUGGAGCGGCGUCCUGGGCUCGGAGGUCAGUGGCAUCUGGCCCAAGUACUCCGACCUGUGCCAGGUCAACGCCGUGGACGCCAACCACUCCGCCGCCGUGCUGGUCACCGGGGACGACCUGGGCCUGGUGAAGCUGUACCGCUUCCCCUGCCUGAGGAAAGGAGCCAAAUUCAAGAAGUACAUCGGCCACUCGGCUCACGUCACCAACGUGCGCUGGUCACAUGACCUGCAGUGGGUGAUGACCACCGGCGGCGCCGACCACGCCCUCUUCCAGUGGAGGUUCCUGCCGGAGGCGGUCAUGAAUGGAGGGCUGGACGUCAACGUGCAAGACGCUCACGGAGACUCGAACAGCGAGGAGUCGGACAGCGACGUGUCCGACGUCCCGGAGCUGGACUCCGACAUCGAGCAGGAGACGCAGAUCAGCUACGACCGGCAGGUGUAUAAGGAGGACCUGCCUCAGCUCCGACAGCAGAGCCGGGAGAAGAAGCGGCAGGUGGGGUCUCUGAAGAGGCAGCGGGGUCCUGACCAGGGCCUCCGCCUGCAGUUCGUUCACGGGUACCGAGGUUACGACUGCAGGAACAACCUGUUCUACACUCAGAGCGGCGAGGUGCUGUACCACGUGGCGGCGGUGGGCGUGGUCUACAACCGCCAGCUGCACAGCCAGCGCUUCUACCUCGGCCACGACGACGACAUCCUGAGCCUCAGCAUCCACCCGCUGAAGGACUACGCCGCCACGGGGCAGGUGGGCAGAGACCCGUCCAUCCACGUGUGGGACAUCCAGACCCUGAAGUGUCUCUCACUGCUGAGGGGCUUCCACCAGAGGGGAGUGUGUGCCCUGGACUUCUCAGCUGAUGGGAAGAGUCUGGUUUCUGUCGGCGUGGACGACGGACACUGGGUCGUGGUCUGGGACUGGAAGCGAGGAGAGAAACUGGCCACGGCUCGGGGUCAUAAGGAGAAGAUCUUUGUGGUGAAGUGUAAUCCCCUGCUGAUGGACAAACUGGUCACCGUGGGAAUCAAACACAUCAAGUUCUGGCAACAUGCUGGCGGCGGUCUGACCUUCAGGCGCGGUGCGUUCAGGAGCGUGGGCCGGCCGGAGACGAUGAUGUCGGUGUGUUACGGCCGCACCGAGGCGCUGGUGUUCUCCGGAGCCGCCACCGGAGACGUGUACAUCUGGAAGGAGCCGCUGCUGAUGAAGACGGUCAAAGCUCACGAUGGGCCGGUGUUCGCCAUGUUCUCCCUGGACAAGGGGUUCGUGACGGGGGGAAAGGACGGCGUGGUGGAGCUGUGGGACGACACGUUCGAUCGCUGCCUGAAGACUUACGCCAUCAAGAGAGCCGCGCUGUCCCCGGGAUCGAAAGGCCUGCUGCUGGAGGACAACCCGUCCAUCAGAGCCAUCACUCUGGGUCACGGUCACAUUCUAGUCGGAACCAAAAACGGGGAAGUUCUGGAGAUCGAUAAGACCGGACCCAUGACCCUGUUGGUGCAGGGUCACAUGGAGGGGGAGGUCUGGGGUCUGGCCCCUCACCCCCUCCUCCCCGUCUGCGCCACCGUGAGCGACGACCGGACGCUGCGUCUGUGGGAGACGUCGGCGAACCACCGCAUGGUGGCCGUGCGCAAGCUGAAGAGAGGGGGGCGCUGCUGCGCCUUCUCCCCGGAUGGGAAGGCUCUGGCGGUGGGGCUGAGCGACGGCGGCGUGCUGGUGGUGAACGCCGACACUCUGGAGGACCUGCUGAGCUUCCACCACCGCAGGGACGCCAUCUCCGACCUGCGCUUCAGCCCCGAUUCGGGUAAGUACCUGGCGGUGGCGUCUCACGACAGCUUCGUGGAUUUUUACAACGUGCUGAGCAGCAAGAGAGUCGGCAUCUGUAAAGGAGCGUCCAGCUACAUCACACACAUCGACUGGGACAGCAGAGGUAAACUGCUGCAGGUGAACUCUGGAGCCAAAGAGCAGCUCUUCUUUGAAGCUCCGAGAGGAAAACAGCAAACCAUCAAAAACUCUGAGCUGGAGCGUAUCGACUGGGCCAGCUGGACCUGCGUCCUGGGCUCCAGCUGCGAGGGAAUAUGGCCGACGCACAGUGACAUCACGGACGUCAACGCCGCCUCGCUCACCAGAGACCGAACCCUCCUGGCCACCGGAGACGACUUCGGCUUCCUGAAGCUGUUCGGCUACCCCGUCAGAGGUCAAUACGCCCGGUUCAAGCGCUACGUGGGUCACAGCGCUCAGGUCACCAACGUGCGCUGGGCUCAGGACGACGCCGCGCUGCUGACGGUGGGCGGGGCCGACACCGCCCUCAUGAUCUGGGCCAGGGAGCGCGGGGGCGGGGUCAGCGCGGAGGGGGAGGGACAUCCGCUCCGCGACAGCCGGGCGACGGUGGACAGCGAGGAGUCGGACGACGACACCGAGGAGGACGGAGGUUACGACAGCGACGUCGCCCGGGAGAAGAGCGUGGACUACGUCACCAAGAUGUACGCCGUGAACAUCCGAGACAUGAGGGGAGUCAAACCUCCUCACCAGCAGAGGGAGCUGUCCGCCGAGGAGAGACCGCCGGUGAGUCGAGCCGCGCCGCAGCCGGAAAAACUGCAGAAGAACAACGUGUCCAAGAAGAAGAGGCCGGUGGAGGACCUGGUUUUGGACCACGUCUUUGGUUUCCGAGGCUUCGAUUGUCGUAACAACCUUCACUACCUCAACGACGGCGCUGAGAUCGUCUACCACACCGCUGCCACGGCGAUCGUCCACAGCCUCAGCACCGGAACUCAGAGUUUCUACGUGGAACACACGGACGACAUCCUCUCACUGACCGUCAACCAGCACCCCAAGUUCAAGAACAUCAUCGCGACAGGGCAGAUCGGUGACGUCAGUGAACUCCCAGGGACCACGCCCUCCAUCCACGUGUGGGACGCCAUGAGCAAGCAGACGCUGUCCAUCCUGCGCUGCCCGCACUCCAAAGGCGUCGGCUACGUCAACUUCAGCGCCACCGGGAAGCUGCUGCUGUCGGUGGGGGUGGAGCCCGAACACACCAUCACCGUGUGGCGCUGGCAGGAAGGAUCCAGAGUGUGCAGCAAGGCCGGGCACCCCGACCGGAUCUUCGUGGUGGAGUUCCGGCCGGACUCGGACUCCCAGUUCGUGUCGGUGGGAAUCAAACACGUGAAGUUCUGGACGCUGGCGGGCGGCGCUCUGAUGUACAAGAAAGGCGUGGUGGGGACGGUGGAGGACGGCCGCAUGCAGACCAUGCUGUCGGUGGCCUUCGGAGCGAACAACUUGACCUUCACCGGCGCCAUCAACGGAGACGUGUACGUGUGGCGGGAGCACUUCCUGCUGAGGGUGGUGGCCAAGGCUCACACGGGGCCGGUGUUCACCAUGUACACCACCCUGAGGGACGGCCUCAUCGUCACCGGGGGCAAGGAGCGGCCGACCAAGGAGGGCGGAGCGGUGAAGCUCUGGGAUCAGGAGAUGAAGCGAUGUCGAGCCUUCCAGCUGGAGACGGAGCAACAGGUCGAGUGUGUUCGAUCGGUCUGCAGGGGAAAGGGGAAGAUCCUGGUGGGGACGAAGGACGGGGAGAUCCUGGAGGUGGGGGAGAAGAACGCAGCGUCCAACCUGCUGCUGGACACUCACUCCCGGGGGGGGAUCUGGGGUCUGAGCGCUCACCCCUCCAAGGAGGUCUUCAUCACCGCCAGCGACGACGCCACCAUCCGACUGUGGGACCUGGCCGACAAGAAGCUGCUGAACAAGGUGUGUGUGGGACACGCCGCCCGCUGCGUGAGCUACAGCGCCGACGGCGAGAUGAUCGCCGUGGGGAUGAAGAACGGCGAGGUGCUCCUCCUCCUCGCCAACUCUCUAAAGAUCUGGGCCAAGAAGCGGGACCGCAGUGUCAGCGUCCAGGACGUCCGCUUCAGCCCGGACCGCCGCCUCCUGGCGGUGGGUUCUCUGGAGAACACGGUGGACGUCUACGACGUGAGCGGCGGUCCGGGUCUGAACCGUCUGGCUUACUGCAGCGACGUCUCGUCCUUCGUCCUGCAGCUGGACUUCUCCGCUGACAGCUGCUACAUCCAGGUCUCCACCGGAGCCUACAGGCGGCAGGUGUUCGAGGUUCCGUCGGGGAAGCCGGUCAGCGACCCGAGCGCCAUCGACAGGAUCACCUGGGCCUCCUGGACCAGCGUGCUCGGAGACGAGGUGUUGGGCAUCUGGCCGCGGAACGCCGACAAGGCGGACGUGACCUGCGCCUGCGUUUCCCACGGCGGCCUCAACGUGGCGACCGGCGACGACUUCGGCCUCGUCAAGCUGUUCGACUUCCCCUGCUCCGAGAAGUUUGCCAAACACAAACGCUACCUCGGACACUCGGCUCACGUCACCAACAUCCGCUUCUCUCACGACGAUCGAUACGUGAUGAGCACGGGAGGAGACGACUGCAGUGUGUUUGUGUGGAAAUGUUUGUAAACAGCUCCAAAGCGCCUUAUCAAGCACCAGGAGUGGAGACUGAGGGAAUCGAACCGGGAACCCUGACAGCAGGAAAGUGAGGGCCACGUCAUUCUCCUCCACAGCGCCCCCCACCGGGGGUCAGGGUUCGAGCCCCGCCUUCCCAGAGGUUACAGCAGGUUCUGGUGGGCGGGGCCGGUGGGCGGGGCCAGUGGGCGGGGCCGGAGGUCAGCAGGAAGACGACCUCCAGGAGCAAGGCGACCUUCAGCCUCCUCCGGUCUCUGUGGCGGAUUCUUCACUUCGGCUCCUCUUCCUGUGACGUUGAGUCUUUGUCUAUUUUUUUGUAUAAAUCUGCAUAUUUUUGUUAUUUUUAUCAAAAAACGGAGAAAGAGGAAAUGAGACGAGUGAGAAUCUGCGAGGUCCCGUUUCCUCGACCUCGUCCAGUGACGAUGAGAAGCUUGGUGGUUUCAGAGUCGACUGUCACAUUCUGCUGUUCAUCUUUCUGCCGUUUCCAUGGAAACGACAUCAUUUUCAAAACGUUGCCGUGUAAACGAGAAACAGCUCUGAAAUAAGAAAACCAAAAGUCAUUUUCACUCUUCGUCGUCAUGGAAACGGGGCCUGAAAUUGAAUUUUAAACAUUUAAAAGUGACAAAGACUAAACGAGUUAAACACAAUUUUUUAUUUUAUUUUCAAGGUUCAUUUUUAUACGUUUGUAUUUUCAGUGUCAUGUUUUAGAGUUCAUGUCAUUCCAAUCAUUUUUUUAAUAAUAUUUAUUUUAUCUGUCAAAAGGAAAAAAAUGCAAGUUUUAUAAAGGAGGGAAAAUACAAACCUUUUGUUUGAGAAAAAUAAUGGCACUUUAAGAAAAACCCAGUUCUAUUCAGUAAAGAGAAAUAACUUUACAGCAAAAACAUUAAUGACAAAAAUAAAACUAGAUGUUUCAAUUAAAGAUAAAUAUGAGUAUAUUUAUAAUUCUGAGCCUUAAGGAAGAAAAAUAGAAUUGAAAAUUAUAUUCAUUGAUAACUAACAAAGCUAAUUAAUUUAAAAUAUGUGGAAAUUUUCUCUGGACAAUAAACAAAUCAGUUAUUACAAAAAAGAUAAAUUAUAUAUGUGUGUGUGUGUGUGUGUGUGUGUGUGUGUGUGUGUGUGUGUGUGUGUGUGUGUGUGUGUGUGUAAAUUGAAAUAUUUAUAGUAAAAUGUGCAUGAAAGUAAUGUGCAUAAAAAUAAUCUGAGGGGUUUGAAUAUUUAAAUAACUAAACGAAGCAUUUUCAUCCAAACAGCUGAAUGAAAAGUCUUUACAUUUAUAAGUCAGAAUCUGAUCGUUUGCUACUAAAACAAAGUGAGUUUAAGAAUGAAAAAGCUGAAUAGCGUUCUGAAAUCCGUUCUGAAGCUUCCAGCAGGUCGUCUCCAUGUUGAACACUGCCAACCGGAUGCAGAUGUGAUUGGUUCAGCCUGUCACAUGACCGCAUCACAUGGACAGAGGAGGAGCUGUGAUUGGCUGAUUUAUGCUGAACUUUAACUCAGAAAAUCAAAUCAACUGAGGACUGAUAAUGUGGGAUUUAAUGUGUUUAUUUACUCUCUGAAAUUCAGGAUUUUUUGAGUGGAUUCUCACGAGAAACCAACAUCAUCGCCCCUGCUGUUGUUCUCUACAGUGUGUGUGUGUGUGUGUGUGUGUGUGUGUGUGUGUGUGUGUGUGUGUGUGUGUGUGUGUGUGUGUGAGGCCUGAAUUAAAUUAUAAAGCUUGUAACUGUCUUUAUUAAUCAACGAGUCUCUCGUUCAGCUGCAGCUCCUCCUCUAAUCAGCCGAUAAAGCUUAAAAAAGAAAAUCUCAAAAUCUCCCUCAAAAUAUGAAGAAUUUCAAAUUCGAAUAUGAAAAAAGUUUUAUGUCAAAAUAUUGUUGAAAUCAUGUGAUUUUUGCUCCAUGAGACAUUAAAACUGGAGGGAUUUACUGACUCCUCACGCUGCCGUUUCCUCUUUCAGCUGAACUUCAUUCGUUUCAGUCUGGUUCCUUGGAACAUGAAGGUUCAUGUCGUCUCCGCCCUCCACCAGUCUUCUUCACAUAACACGUCUGUAAAGACACGCACUGCUCAAAAACAGUUUUUACACCAAAUUCAUUCAUUCUUUGUUUGUAAAAUAAAUGAAAACAGAGGGUGGAAGUCACCAAGGGAUCAGUCAAGCCCUCGUCAGAUCCGUCGGGAUAUCUGAUCUCCGUUUAAACCUCUACCUGAGGGAAAACCGUGUUUGGUCAUUUCCUAAUAAUCCUUUUCAAAACUUGCAUUUCCACUUGACGCCGGUGUGAACGGGAGCAGAGACUCUUUGUUCCAUCUCCAGGAAACUUGAUGUUUGGUUUGGAGGGUUGUUUGGUCGCGGUAAAAUACGGACAUCAGUGUUUCUGGACAUGGCGCCACGCUGCUGGAAACUGAGUCUGUUCUGGUUUCAAAGAGCUUCUUUCCUGCUUGAUUUCACUGAAGUGCCUUUCUGGAUCUUUCUAUCUGCACUCCUCCGUUGAUUGGUUGAUUGGUUUCUUUAUGUUGGGAUCAGGUCACAUGAUGUAUUUCUUUAUCUUGUCUUCUUGUUUCUACUGUCUGGUGCUACAUCGAGAAUGUUCCUCCUGAUAAAUGGGACACAUGUAAAGCUUCACGAUGGUAAAAAAAAACAAAAAAACAAAACAACAACAACAACAGAAGAAGAAACUUUGUGCAAAGUGUUUGUUUCUGCCUGAUUCUCUGCUGUGGAUGCUCAAUAUUCUAACUGUUGUAAUGAAAAGUGUUUCUGUAAUUAUGAAGAAAACAAGAUGAGAAA